GUAACAGCUGAGAACUAAUACAAAUAGUAAACCUCCUUAUUAUCUGCAGUAACAGGAGUGUGUGUAUUGAGAGCUUAAAAAUUAUAAUUCAUCAAUGAUUCAUGUGAUAUGACUGAAACUUAUUUUGUGUUUGCAGAGUUCUGUCCUGACACAGAGCAGAGUCUGUAGUUUCUGGUUGUCAGUCUUUGAAGAGUGACCAGUCCAAAUGUCAUUUUCCAUUAUUCCGUAAUGAACCUGGACCCUUGGACACAAAGUAAAAGAACUGCUGUCAACAAGUUUAUUUUAAUAAUCAUUACCUCUGUAAUAUGUCAAAUUAUUUUUUUGCCUGCAUGUUAAAUUUCUACUAAAACAUAUUUGCCAUCUAAAAUUGAACCAAUUCUCCCCUGAACUUCAGUGAUGAACCAGGGUCCUCAGGUGGCCAAUCUGCUUCAUCAGGAGACAACUCCUAUCCUAAGUGUGGCGAGAGAUCCAGAAAACCCCCAAUGAUAUCCAAUAAACUCUUUCCUUUUUUAGUACCUCCUAGUCUGCGGGAGGUUUUAGAAGAGUAUAAGAUCAGUUUGCGGAGGAGAUGUGAAUGUGUGACUAAAGGAACUGAUGGAACAGGAAGAGGAACCCUCCUCAACAGGAUCUUCACUGAGCUCUACAUCACAGAGGGACAGAGUGAAGAGGAUAAUAGCCAACAUGAGGUGAGGCAGCUGGAGACAGCUUCCAAGAAAAAGGCCGUCCACGACACUCCAAUCAAGUGCCAGGACAUAUUUAAAGCCUUACCUGACCAACAGGGAGACAUCAGAGUCGUUCUGACGAACGGCGUCGCUGGCAUUGGAAAAACCUUCUCGGUGCAGAAGUUCAGUCUGGACUGGGCAGAGGGUUUGGAAAACCAAGACGUCAGUGUGGUGAUUCCGCUUUCGUUCAGGGAGCUGAACUUGAUCAGAGAUGAGCAGUACAGUCUUCUGGAGCUGCUCCAUGUUUUCCAUCCAACAUUACAGAAGGUCACAGCAGAGAAGCUCGCUGUCUGUAAUAUUCUGUUCAUCUUUGAUGGCCUGGAUGAAAGCAGACUUUCACUGGAUUUCAACAACAAGGAGGUUGUGUCUGAUGUCACACAGAAGUCAUCGGUCAGCGUGCUGCUGACAAACCUCAUCGAGGGGAAGCUGCUUCCCUUGGCUCUCGUCUGGAUAACAUCCCGACCUGCAGCGGCCAAUCAGAUCCCUCCUGCGUAUGUCGACAGGGUGACAGAAGUACGAGGCUUCACUGACGCCCAGAAGGAGGAGUACUUCAGGAGGAGUGUCAGUGAUGAAGAGCGGUCCAGCAGAAUAAUCUCACACAUCCAGACAUCCAGGAGCCUCCACAUCAUGUGUCUGAUCCCAGUCUUCUGCUGGAUCACUGCUACAGUCCUGGACCACAUGUUGACUACAGACCAGAGAGGAGAGCUGCCCAAGACCCUGACUGACCUGUACUCACACUUCCUGCUGGUUCAGACAAAGAAGAAGAAGCAGAAGUAUGAUGAGGGACAUGAGACGUGUCCACAGGAGCUGAUAGAGGCUGACAGAGAAGUUCUUCUGAAGCUGGGGAGGCUGGCAUUUGAACAGCUGCAGAAAGGAAACAUCAUGUUCUACCAAGAAGACCUGGAGCAAUGUGGUCUUGAUGUCACAAAGGUCUCAGUACACUCAGGAGUUUGCACAGAGAUCUUUAAAAGAGAGAAUGUGAUCUUCCAGAAAACAGUCUACUGCUUCGUUCAUCUGAGCAUUCAGGAGUUUCUGGCUGCAGUCUACAUGUUCCACUGUUACACCAACAGGAACACAGAGGUAGUGGAGGCUUUUCUGGAGGAAGAAGAAGAAGAAGGAGAAGAUUGCCCACUGGAUGACUUCCUGAGGAGAGCCAUGGAGAAAUCCCUUAAAAGUAAAAAUGGCCACCUGGACCUGUUUGUUCGCUUCCUUCAUGGCCUCUCUCUGGAGUCCAAUCAGAGACUGUUAGGAGGCCUGCUGGGUCAGACAGACAACAGUCCAGAAGUCAUCCAGAGAGCCAUCAACAACCUGAAGGAGAUGAACACUUAUGAGAUCCCCCCUGACAGAAGCAUCAACAUCUUCCACUGUCUGACGGAGAUGAAUGACCUCUCAGUACAUCAGGAGAUCCAAGAGUUCCUGAAGUCAGAGAACAGAUCAAAGAAGAAACUCUCUGUGAUCCACUGCUCAGCUCUGGCCUACAUGCUGCAGAUGUCAGAGGAGGUUCUGGAUGAGUUGGACCUGAAGAAGUACAACACAACCGCGGAGGGACGCCGGAGACUGAUUCCAGCUGUGAGGAACUGCAGGAAAGCUCAACUUUCUAGCUGUCGACUCUCCGGGAUUCACUGUGAAGUUGUGGCCUCAGCUCUAAAGUCCAACCCCUCCCAUCUGAGAGAGCUGAACCUGAGUCACAACUACCUGAAGAAUUCAGGGGUAACGCUGUGUGCUGGACUGGAGAGUCCAAACUGCAGACUGGAGACUCUGAGAUUGAGGAGCUGUAGUUUCUCAGAGAUCAGCUGUGCUUCUCUGGCCUCAGCUCUGAAGUCCAACCCCUCCCAUCUGAGAGAGCUGCAGCUGAGAGGAAACAAGCUGCAGGAUUCAGGACUGAAGCUGCUGUGUGAUUUUCUGCAGAGUCCAAACUGCAGACUGGAGAGUCUGAGAUUGAGGGGAUGCAGUUUGUCAGAGAUCAGCUGUGCUUCUCUGGCCUCAGCUCUGAAGUCCAACCCUUCUCACCUGAAAGAGCUGGACCUCAGUGAAAACUACCUGCAGGAUUCAGGAGCGAAGCUGCUGUGUGAUUUUCUGCAGAGUCCAAACUGCAGACUGGAGACUCUGAGAUUGAGGAGCUGCAGGUUGUCAGCGAUCAGUUGUGCUUCUCUGGCCUCAGCUCUGAAGUCAAACCCCUCCCAUCUUAGAGAGCUGGACCUCAGUGACAACAUGCUGCAGGAUCCAGGAGUGGAGCUGCUGUGUCAUUUCCUGAAGAAUCGGCACUGCAGACUGGAGACUCUGAGAUUGAGGGACUGCAGUUUCUCAGACAUCAGCUGUGCUUCUCUGGCCUCUGCUCUGAAGUCCAACCCCUCCCAUCUGAGAGAGCUGCAGCUGAGAGGAAACAAGUUGCAGGAUUCAGGAGUGAAGCUGCUGUGUGAUUUUCUGGAGAGUCCAAAACGCAGACUGGAGACUCUGAGCUGGUAGUGAUCUCCAGUAAAGUCCAGUCCACCAUCCUCCCUGUGUGUUCCUCUGGAUCUGACGGCGUAUCAUCAUCGGAGUAUCUGGACUGCCCUGCUGUUGCUCUGUCAUUCUACACAGUCUACGCAGACACACUGAGGCUAUAUCCCAAAAUCAAGGAAGGAUCCUUGAACGACUGAAUUUGAAGGAUGCUACGUCAUUGACAUCCACCAAAGGACUGUCCCAAUGUCCAGGAUCCUCCGAAGGACAAAGUCCUUCUUUUGCCCAAAUUCCAAGGAUGCUUGUGUGCAUCCUCCGUGAGCCCAUAUAUAUAUAUAUAUAUUAUGUAUUUAAUAUAUAUAUUACACUGAAUAUUUGUGACCACAUCUCUUAAAAAACUUGUGUUCAAAGUCAAGCAAAACAUGUUCAUUAUUUUAGCUAAAUAUACUGACAUUUGUUUGUGUAUGUCAUCUUGAUAUUGAUUGAUUGCCAAUUAAGUUAAUUGAUGCCGUCUCAGUUGGCUAAAGUUAUGACUUGGUUAAUUCAUAUAUAUGCUUCAGUCUGAUGAUGUACUAUGUGCAAAGUAUACACAGCCAUGCCAUACAGAAAGUUGUACAUUUGUUUAUUGUGUUAUUAAUUUAAAGUUAUAAAUAUACCACAAGUAUGCAACUUAAGUCAGUUCAGCCUAAUAAGUGCUCUGGGCACAUUGGCCCUCAUUUAUCAAAUGAGCGUACGUCAGAAAGUGAGCCUAAAGUGGGCGUAAGAUGAUUUGUACGCAAGCCUCGGCAUUUAUCAAUUUGGACGUGAGCAGACGCUUCAGUGUCUCCUCCACCACCGGUGCUGCCCGAAUAGAAACAUUUCCAAUUAGCGCUGCCACACGCUCCUCUGACUAGGACAUCAUUAUUAGUAAAUGUAAAGAGGUGAAUAAUAUAUCUCCAUCAUAAUAAUAGCAAUAUUCGGAUAAUAUAUAGAUUAUUAGGCUUUAUAUAUCACAAUGUAAUUACUCAGACCUCGCCGGGAGUUUAAUAGUCCGCUACUUUGCUGACAGCACCACUGAUUUCCUUCUUUUUCACUUUUUAUGCUGCCAAACAAAACCAGUUUGUUGUGUUGCUGCUGUUGGACGUCAGCGUUUCACUUUCUGACUGAGAAAUUCCUCUUCUUUUGGAAUUAAAACUUACUUUAAAACAUUGUUUACCUCCUUCAACCAAAAACCUGAAAACUUCAAAGUCCGUGCUCCAAAUGUAAAAUAUUCGGUAAACUUGUUUGAGUUUAUAACUAUAAGUACUUUUAUUUCAUAAACCUCCAUCGCUGCGUAUUUCUUUAAUAUGUCUAAAUUGCCCCUAUUGUUAAUUGUAACGGUGCACUUUGCUAAUAAAGCUGACUUUAGAGGGUGAAAAAAUCAUCUCUGGCCGUAUUGCGUCCUUCGGUGUCGUAAACUCUGAAGGCUAGUCUUCUGAAUCGGGUACAUAUUAGGGCGUGACAUUUAAAUUACGCAUGUUUCGAGCCGCCACAUUUAUCAACAGCCGAUCAUUCUUACGAUGUGAUUGGAGAGAUACGAUCGUUUGAUAAAUCGCACGUGGAUCCUGUCGUAAGACGAAAUAUACACUCAGAUCUGCGCUUGUUUUCUACGCUCGCUUGAUAAAUGAGGGCCAUUGUGAUGCUGAUAUUUUGUACUUGUUUAGUAAUAAUACUCUGAUACUAGGUUUACAACAGAUUAUUUAAUCUAAAGUGAGACCUAGACAUUUUAUACUCAUACAGCAUUAGGGAACCAAAACCAUUCAGAUUACAUUGUAACAUAAAAUAAAAAACUAAACUGUAACAAAAAUAAGAUUAAAACAGAAACUUAUGAAUUGAAAAUUGUUUCAAGCGUAAUAACACUUAACAUUUUCCUGACCUAGCACAAGAGUAUGCAAGGAUUCCACAUGACCAGGGAAUGAAUGGAGAGUUAAAAGUUGAAUCUGUUAUUGCUAACGCACGCACGCACGCAUACAAUAAGCAAAAGUGUUGUGUUAAUGGGAACGUAUUUUGCCAAGAUAUGCAACACUUCCUCUUUUGACCAAGAUCUACUGGAAGUUGUCAUUUAAUAACUUGAUUAAUGUUUGAACUAUGACAAUUGUUUUGAUAACCUUUUGUCAGGGCUGUCUACAGAUGUUAAGUGCAAAUUGGUCAAAUGGCAUAAGAGGAGUUCGAAAAAGGGAGUUUUGUAAAAAAAUUUAAGAUUUUGCGAAUGGAAAUUUACCGCAAAAGUGGGUGUGGCCUUCAUUACACAAUUCAGCUCAAUUGAGGGAAGACGUAGAUAUAAGGUUUAACAAUGUGCAACAUAUUAUGUCGGAGUUAUUAGCCAAAAACGGUUUUGUGUUGAUAAUAGCGCCACCUGCUGGUCAUUUUUGGUUUGUAAGUUACAGGGGCCAGUCUUUACCACCCCCUAUGAAUUUAAUUGCCUUAAGUGUUAUGGUGUGGGCACGGUGGCAAAUAUUAAAUAAGAGUGCCACCAGAGCACCACCUAGGGGCAGAUCAAAAAAUUCAAGGGUUAUCCUCAGGAGGGCAUUGACAAUAAUUGUACGAAGUUUUGUAUUAACCCGACCAACUGAUGUGGAGAUAUAAAAUACUUCAAUUUAGAGAGCGCCACCUUGUGGUCAUUGCCCAAAAUUUUGCAGAGAGCCUCAGGGGUUCAUGAGGAAGUAGUAACCUGAGUUUCAUGUCAUUCAGACACACCAAUGUGGAGAUAUGCAACACUUCCUGUUUUAAACUAAAUCUGCAGGAAGUUGUUAUUUAAUAACUUGAAUAUUCUUUAGAAAAUCAAAAUUAUUUUAAUAACUUUUUGUUGGGAGGGUCCAUAGAUGACCAUCACAUGUGAGAAAUUUGGUACAGAUUGGACAAUGUAUGGUCAAGUUACACUAUCUUGUGUUUUCUGAAAAAACACUUUAUUUUGCCGCCAUGUCACUCCCACAUAGUGUGAUGAAAAAUCAGGCUUUUGAUAAUUUUUUUAUCCCAAAGCCUUUCUUAUGGUACUGACCAAGUUUAAAGUCGAUCGCAUUAAAUCUGUAGGAGGAGUUUGUUAAACCACGCAAUAUGGUCAUUUUAUGAAAGGGGAAGGGGUUAAAGCAUAAGGGGCAGGGCUUUAUGAAAUAUUUUAUGAAAUGAUGUAGACGUGUUCAGGACUAGACCUUUAUGAAGCAUGAGAAGUUUGGACUAGAUCGGACAAAAGUAUGGCAAAGUUAUAACAAUCUCAUUUUUUUUUAUGGCAAAACGCCAUAUUUUGCCACCAUGCCACGCCCACAUAGUGUGAUGAAAUGUCAAGCCUUUUAAUAACUUUUGAUCUCAGAGGCCUUAUGAUGGUACUGACCAAGGUUGAAGUCAACUGAGUUAAACCUGUAGGAGUUUGCUUUUAUUCUGAAGUUAUGAACAGAGUACAGCAGACCGGGUUUGUUUUUUAAUCUAAAUGUCUACUAAAUGGUAGCAUAUAUACUGAUUGUUAUCGUAAACAAUACACAUUGUUUACUUGUCUGGUGUCUGAUUAUGAACUUCUGCCAGUGUGGAGACAGUAUUUUACCCUGAAGGUUACAGAAAGGAGAUGGUAUUGUCUCUCUAGGUCCAAGUUCCCUUUGACACACAAACCUCAGCUGUACACCUCAGGUUAUUUUUGCCUGUCGAUGUAGACAGACAGCCACAUCAACAGGGAAAGUAGACAGAGAAGGUAAGACACAACUAAACAAUCAACGUUGAAUGUCAACUGCCUACAGAAUGUUAGUAUUUCUUUCAUGGUAA
Messenger RNA from Centropristis striata (black sea bass), 6929 nucleotides. Its product is annotated as peroxisomal acyl-coenzyme A oxidase 3-like. Gene Ontology annotation, cellular component: peroxisome. The transcript has 7 exons. Gene Ontology annotation, molecular function: FAD binding; pristanoyl-CoA oxidase activity; protein binding. Gene Ontology annotation, biological process: fatty acid beta-oxidation using acyl-CoA oxidase; lipid homeostasis. Bases 483 to 3188 code for a protein of 901 amino acids. NCBI's taxonomy places the organism in Eukaryota, Metazoa, Chordata, Actinopteri, Perciformes, Serranidae. The record is from RefSeq and is a predicted model, not a curated record.